AUGGGCAUAAGUUAUGCUUCGCCGGAGAGCCACAGAGAAAGCCAGAGAGAGACCUGUGUGGGCUCCAUAGAUUUUCAUUCUAGUCUGAGAUCUCGAACGAAAAACACAUUUUGGAAAAAAAAUAAAAAUUUUGUUUUUUUCAAAUCCUACUUCCGUAAACAGGCGAACAAAGAAAACCAAAGAUGUGCAAUCCUUGCUUCCGCUCAAUGCCUGGCACUUGCUGUGGACCAACUGGUGGACUGGGACCCUGCCUCCUGUGCGGACCUUACAACGGCCAGUGGUUCAAGGCAAUCAAUCACUGCUGCGGCCCGUGUGGACCCUAUGGCUGCUGUUCCUGCUAUGGGCCCUAUGGCGGACAUUGUUAGCCUGCUUAGAAGGAAGGUAGGAUCCAACACCGAAGACCAAAAUCAAUCGCGAGACCUUGGAUCAGAAGAAACUGCAUUCUAGAGGAACAAAAUUCGAAUAUGCCCAAAAUAAUGGCUGUUCUCUGUCUAAAAUCUUGGUUGGCCAAUAUCUCUUGAUUACAAUCCACAAAAACAUAGACGAAUGUUAAUAAAUUAUUUGAUGUAAUUUUCCUCA
Molecule: messenger RNA, 579 nt
Organism: Drosophila obscura
Lineage: Eukaryota; Metazoa; Arthropoda; Insecta; Diptera; Drosophilidae
Exons: 3
Coding region: 1-447 (148 amino acids)
Source: RefSeq, a predicted model, not a curated record